AUGGUGCUGGGCAAGCAGGGUAGCAGAUGUGUCCUGGAGGAAGGGGUGGGGCAGGCUGAGUUAAGCAAGUCUGAAGGGGUGAGGUCUAGCUUUUCCGGCCAGCUGCCCCAACCGCAGAAGUCCAGGCUGGCCCAGAAGUACCAGAUGUCAGCAGUGCCACUGACAGCAAAGGAGGAGCCUGGGACAACAGCCACACCCCAGCUGUUGUCUGAAGAGGACCUGCCUUGGGAUGCUGACCUAUACCAGAACUCUUGCAGAGGAGAUUUUUGGCAAUCAAAGCCUCCCUCGGUGAGUGACACUGCGGAGCUCCCGUUCCUGCAUCCCAUGCCGCAGGAGCAGGCAGUGAGUGUGAAGCACAUGGAGGAUCCGAAGGAAAAGGUGGAGUGGAAGGUGGCAGAAAUGAAGCAGAAGUGCAAGCAGAAGCACAAGCAGACAGACGACGGGAAACCCAAGGAGAAGACACAUCCCAAGGACCCUGCCCCGCUGCGGCAGUGCUUGGGCCCUGGCUGUGUCUAUCCCACCCGGCCAGGCUCCAAGUACUGCUCAGAUGACUGUGGCAUGAAGCUGGCAGCUGACCGCAUCCGUGAGAUCCUGCCCCAGCGCAUCCAGCAGUGGCAGACAAGCCCCUGCAUUGCUAAUGAGCAUGGCAAGAAAAUGCUCGAACGCAUCCACCGUGAGCAGCAGGACACCUUCACCCGCCUGAAGGUUUUGGAGUGCCAGUUCCAUGAACUUGAGGCCAUCAUUCUUCGUGGCAAGCAACAGGCUGUGUGCAAGGAUGAGGAGAGCAAGAAAGGUGACAAGGACAGAGUAGACCUGAAGAUCUUCUGUGUCUCCUGUGGGCAACCCAUCAAUAUGCGCAUGGCCCUGCGCCACAUGGAGCGCUGUUUUGCCAAGUAUGAGUGCCAGUCGUCCUUCGGGUCCCUGUACCCUACUUGCAUUGAGGGGACCACUCGGCUCUUCUGUGAUGUCUACGACCCACAGAGCAAGAGGUACUGCAAGCGGCUUCAAGUGCUGUGCCCUGAGCACUCUCGGGACCCCAAGGUACCAAAUGAUGAGGUGUGCGGCUGCCCACUAGUGCACAAUGUCUUUGAGUUCACGGGUAAUUUCUGUUGCCUCCCCAAACGCCUGUGUGACCGCCACUUCUGCUGGGAGAAGCUGCGGCGUGCUGAGGUGGACCUGGAGCGCGUGCGCGCGUUGCACAAGCUGGAAGAGCUGUUUGAGCAGGAGCACAAGGUACGCACUGCUAUGACCAACCGGGCAGGGCUGCUGGCCCUGAUGCUUCACCAGACGACACAGCACGACCCAUUCACCGCUGACCUGCGCUCCAGGCCAGAGAGCUGA
Messenger RNA from Propithecus coquereli (Coquerel's sifaka), 1341 nucleotides. Its product is annotated as CXXC-type zinc finger protein 1-like. Lineage: Eukaryota; Metazoa; Chordata; Mammalia; Primates; Indriidae. The record is from RefSeq and is a predicted model, not a curated record. The transcript is spliced from 10 exons. Gene Ontology annotation, cellular component: Set1C/COMPASS complex. Gene Ontology annotation, biological process: positive regulation of DNA-templated transcription. The coding region runs from base 1 to 1341 and encodes 446 amino acids.